Molecule: messenger RNA, 1786 nt
Organism: Rhopalosiphum maidis (corn leaf aphid)
Lineage: Eukaryota; Metazoa; Arthropoda; Insecta; Hemiptera; Aphididae
Gene: Cln3
Product: battenin
Exons: 9
Coding region: 334-1521 (395 amino acids)
Biological process (GO): lysosome organization; regulation of intracellular pH
Cellular component (GO): lysosome; membrane
Source: RefSeq, a predicted model, not a curated record
CAAAUUCACUUAUCAAUAGAGUCUCGUCAUCAGACGAAAGCAUGAGACAACGAUACUCGUUCGCGAUCGAAUUAUCAAAAUUAACAUUUACAUUUACGCUGUCAAAUUAUUUAGGAUCGUUUACAUUUCUAGAAGAGUGUUUAUUUCUUGAUUCAUUGAUUGUGUCAACAAACUACAAAACAACGUCACAUACUUAGGUACUGCUGGAUUAUACGAUCUGUCAUAAAUAUGGUUCUCCUCGAAAAGACCAAAUUUUAGACGAACGCGAAUUGACUUCCAGACCGACCGAUAAAUAGAUUUCAUAUCCGUCAAGACACGCAUUUACAAUACAGGAUGGAAAACGUCGAGGUGAAGGCAAGCAUUUUGACUUUGGCGUCAUUCUGGAUCUUGGGUCUAUGCAAUAACUUUGGAUACGUUGUGAUGUUGAGUAGCGCACACGACAUUUUAAAUUCCAAUUCUGCCACUUCGGGAGGAAACAAAACAGUCAGCCUUAACUCCACUCAAGAAGAAUAUAAAAGAGAGUGUAAUCAUUUGUCUACUGGCGUUAUACUUUUGGCCGAUAUAAUACCCGGACUGUUAAUCAAGACUUUUUCACCAUUUUUCGCGUUGUAUAUCAACCGAAGACUAUCAUUGUGUAUUUCAUUGACAAUCGCUAGUUUUAUAACUGUAGCAAAAGCGAAUACAGAACUAGUUGCUGCCGUCGGUGUAGCACUUACAUCCAUGGCUUCAGGUCUAGGAGAAUCAACACUUUUAUCUUACAUGAUUAACUAUGAACGAAAUGUAAUUACAUCUUGGUCAUCUGGAACGGGCGCUGCUGGUAUAUUAGGCGCGUUGACGUAUGCAGGAUUGACUGGCGUUUUUCAUUUAUCUCCAUCCACGACAAUGUACUUAAUGCUGUCAGUGCCAUUUUUAAUGGCAGUGUCAUUUUGGGUAUUAUUAGAACACCCGAAAAAAGAUCAAAUAUCAACGAUGGCUAACGAUUGUCCAGAUCUCAGUACAAACAGUCAAAGUCUUUCAAAUAAACUAUCGUAUGUGCCCUCAUUGUUGAAAUUUAUGAUUCCUUUAGGGUUAGUGUACUUCUUUGAGUAUCUGAUCAAUCAAGGAUUAUUUGAGUUGGUUUAUUUUGAAAAAAUAUGGUUGACGCAUGCAGAGCAAUACAGAUGGUACCAAGUCUUGUAUCAGUUGGGCGUUUUUGUUUCUAGAACUUCAGUGAACCUGUUUCCGAUUGAAAAAAUUUGGAUCUUGACAAUAUUGCAGGGUUUCAACGUCGUAUACUUUUUAAUCGAAACUCUGUACUCUUUCACGCCGAAUAUAUAUAUCAUAUUUGCAAUGAUAGGAUUCGAAGGUUUAUUAGGAGGAGGUGCAUAUGCUAACUCGUAUCAUAACAUCAUGAAAAAAGUUCCGAAGGAGCGUCAAGAAUUUUCAAUGGCCAUGACGUCACUUUCUGACUCGAUCGGUGUCACAUUAGCCGGACUACUGGCGAUUCCAUUACACAAUCGAAUUUGUUAUAUACCGAAAUGAGUCUACUUAUAGAUAAUAAUUGACACUGUAUCUAUAAACAAAUAAGAGUUUAGUUAAUUUAAGAAUAUUGUGUAAGUAGGUUACGUUAAUUUUAAACAAAAAUGAUGUCAAUGUUACUCACUAUGGUAUAAUAUCGUUUAACUCCUCAUUAUUAUUAUUAGUUUGAAUAUUAUCUAUAAGCAAACAUGUUUAUUAUUUAUUAUAAUAAUAUUAUGAACAAAUAAGAUAGGACAUUGGUACCUAUGAGAAUGUCAUCUUAAGUAAU